Lipotes vexillifer (Yangtze River dolphin) is the source of this 900-nucleotide messenger RNA. RefSeq names its product Rab interacting lysosomal protein like 2 (gene RILPL2). The transcript is spliced from 4 exons. NCBI's taxonomy places the organism in Eukaryota, Metazoa, Chordata, Mammalia, Artiodactyla, Lipotidae. The record is from RefSeq and is a predicted model, not a curated record. Gene Ontology annotation, cellular component: ciliary basal body; cytoplasm. Gene Ontology annotation, biological process: cilium assembly. The coding region runs from base 83 to 694 and encodes 203 amino acids. Gene Ontology annotation, molecular function: small GTPase binding; dynein light intermediate chain binding; protein dimerization activity.
GUUUUCUGUGCCGGGAGGAAGCUGGACAUUCGGAAACUCCGAGAAAGCAGCAGCUCCGGAGGCUGCAGGGGUCUGGGCGGCCAUGGAGGAGCCCCCUUUGCGAGAGGAGGAAGAGGAGGAGGGGGACGAGGCUGGGCCCGAGGGGGCCCUGGGCAAGAGCCCCUUCCAGCUGACCGCCGAGGACGUAUAUGACAUCUCCUACGUGAUGGGACGCGAGCUGAUGGCCCUGGGCAGCGACCCCCGGGUGACACAGCUGCAGUUCAAGAUCGUCCGCGUCCUGGAGAUGCUGGAGACGCUGGUGAAUGAGGGCAGCCUGACGGUGGAGGAGCUAAGAAUGGAGCGGGACAACCUCCGGAAGGAGGUGGAGGGGCUGCGGAGAGAGAGCUCGGCGGCCGGCAGGGAGGUGAACCUGGGACCAGACAAAAUGGUGGUUGACCUGACAGAUCCCAACCGACCACGCUUUACUCUACAGGAGCUGAGAGACGUGCUGCAGGAGCGCAACAAACUCAAGUCACAGCUGCUGGUGGUGCAGGAAGAGCUGCAGUGCUAUAAGAGUGGCCUGAUCCCAGCAAGAGAAGGCCCAGGAGGAAGAAGAGAAAAAGAUGCUCUGGUUACCAGGGCCAGCAAUGCCAGCAGUAACAAGGAGACAAUGAUAAGGAAGCUGUUCUUUUUCCGAUCAGGGAAGCAGACAUAGAUCUGGGACCAUGGCUCAGUUCUCAGAAGACGACUUCAAAAAUCAUCUCUCAGUGCCAGUGCGUACCCACUGCACUUGCUCCUUUGUUUCCCCUCAAAGCCGUCUGAGGAGGAACGGAUGAGGUUUUCUCCCCCGCUGCAGAAUUGAACACCGACGAAGGCUGGGCCAGGGCGAGUGAAGCGGCACAAAAAAUCGAGAAAGCAGAA